CAUUGUUUUUAUACUGAAAAAAUCAAUGUUUAAUAACAAAAAAGCCAUUAAAUGUCACACUCUCAUUAGUUUACAUAAAUAAACCGAGCGUUGUGCUCCCAACAAACAUUCUUGAUCAAAAUUAUUAAAAACUUUGCCCAGUUCGCUCAGUCUUUCCAACUUCUAACAAUCUUCUUUAUACACUUUUGUUUUAAAUGUUAUCAAUUGCGAAAACCGCUUUGCCUUCUACUAUAAGAGACACAUUAUCUAGGAAUAACUCGGAUAGUGAACAAUCUAGGGACGGCACAAACGGUUCUCCACAAAAACAAAGUGAUAAAACAGACUUGUUAGGUAAUACAAGACUUAACGAAACCAACGGAAAUUAUCCCUUUCCUACUCCUAUAUCAACACCAAAAGACGAAAAUAAACAAUUGGAUGUAAACGUUGAUUCGUCUACGUCGUUGCAAGAAAACUUGGCAGGAACGGUGGAACCAGUAGAUACCACGCCAAUCAUAAUUCAACCUUCUAUUUCUAUUUCACCUAGUAAUUCUGUUACUUCUUUGAAAAUUGAACAUUUUGACCGUGAGUUUGACGAUGAACUUACCACACCUAUAGCUGGUGAUAUUGCUUCACAAAUACCUAAUGCUUCAAAUGCCAAUUUAACCGAUCGAAGUGAUUCAUUACUUUUGAGUGAUUCAAAUUCUUCAAAAAAGUUUCGUUUACCUACAAAGUCAAAUUCUGCAAAGUCAUCAAAACAGAGGAAAAGACCUAGUGUAAAUGUUUUUGAUGAAAACUUAAUCGAAUCUCCACCACUGAAUGGUCACGUUCCUGCUGCUCCAAGAAGGAAUGCAGAAUUUCAUGCCUUAUUUAGAAGUGUUCCGGAAGAAGAUUUUCUUAUAAAUGAUUAUGGAUGUGCUUUACAGAAGGAAAUCCUUGUACAAGGACGAUUAUAUGUUUCUGCAAAUCAUGUGUGUUUCAAUGCAAAUAUUUUUGGAUGGGUUACAAACUUGGUGAUUGCGUUUUCUGAUAUUGUUUCAAUUGAAAAAAGGAUGACAGCAUAUGUCAUACCUAAUGCAAUUCAAAUAUCUACACUGCAUGCUAAACAUUUCUUUACGACGUUCCUUUCAAGGGAUAGCGUUUAUGAUUUGUUGUUUGCAUUGUGGAAGCAGGUUCAUCCAUCUCUUCCGAUGACCUCCCUUACCGAAUCUGAAUAUGGAACAAGUCAAAAAUGUUCCGAUGCUUCAGAAACAUCAGGUGGUGAUGGUUUUACGUCUAGUGAUGAUGGCGAUGAUGAAGAAAAAUAUCAUCCCGUGUCCCCUCGAAACCAACCUCGUCACACAGCAAACAAUAAUAUUAAAAAACGUCGAUCUACUCAAUGUGCUUGUUUGAAAAAAGGACAACAUUAUAAUAAUGUAUCAUUGGAUACAAAAUUUACUGGUAGCGUUGAAAAGAUUUUUAAUUUGCUUUUCACGAGUGAAUUUUUGAAACGAUACCUUACAGAAGAAGAAAAGUGUACAGAUGUCGAAAUUGGAGAAUGGAAUACCGAAAGUUGUACAUGGACAAGAUCACAAAGUUAUAUAAAGCCAUUAAACAAUUCUAUAGGUCCCAAGAGUACUAAAUGCAUUAUCAAAGAUGAAUGUCAACAUCGAGAUUUUGACAAUUAUGUUACCAAUGCGUCAACAACAACUACACCCGAUGUACCAUCUGGAAGUAGUUUUUGCGUAAAAACCAGAAUAUGUAUUAUGUGGGCGGGAGCUAAUGAAUCCAGAUUAAUUGUUACCUGUUCUGUAGAAUGGUCAAAAUCAAGCUGGUUGAAAGGGACAAUCGAAAGGGCUUGUAUCGAUGGACAGCAAACAUAUUGGAAAGAACUUGCACAAGCUAUUAAAAAAUAUAUUGCAGCUCAUCCUUCAGAAUUUGGAGAAGAAUCAGGAGCUCCAGCUCAAGAAGAAACUGUUGAUUCUGAAGCAGUGGAUGAAAAGGCAUCACUUAAGAGAGCACAUACGCGACCUAAAGAUCGCAUUCGUCCAGCGAAUACAGAAGUAUCGAACUUACAAGAAAAUGAAUCAGUAACAGUACAACAUCAGAAUAAUAUUUGGAAUGUUGUGACGAAUAUAUUGUCAUCGAUUCUAAAUUCAUUGAUUAAAAAUAUCACAAUGCCCUCCUCAAAUAUCAUAAUGUUGUUAAUACUAUUAAUUUUGGUAAUUAACAAUAUUAACAAUUGGCUAACGCUUCGAAAUAUUGGACAUAAACUUGACAGUAUGAAUAAUAGAAGAGGUAGUGACCUUUUCUCUAAAUCAUAUGAACAUCGAGAAUAUACCCCAUUGUUUGUUGAGCGAUUUGAAGAUGAAAAAGAUAAUCCCCUUUGGCAGUGGUUACAAGAAAGAUCAAAAAUGUAUGAUGAAGCUGAGAAGAGACAGAGUGCGUUUCACACAUCCAAUUCGGAACAAACAGAUCAUACUACAUCGUCUGAAGUUUUAUCUUCCUCACAAAUUAAUUCUGAAGAUGGACAUCAUUUCAAGUCUAAACCAAUUUCUUCACAAAAUCUUCAUAAUCAAAUAGAAGAUAUAUAUAAAUUGAUACAAGUUGCUGAAGGGCAUGUAAGAAAGUUGGUGGAUGUUGCCGAAUUUGAAAGUUCUUAUCACAGAAAUUCUGAGGAUAAUAUAAACAGGCAACAAUUUAGUGAUGUACUUUAAAUGGUCUAUUUUUAUUUUUACUUGUUUUUUUUUUGUUUAUUUUUAUCUUUGUAGAUUCUCUUAUAUAAAAACAUUACCUGUAUAUUAUUAUUUGGGCUUGCGGGUGGUAAAAUUACAUAGGAGUAAUUCACGUGAUUGGUGUUCAGAUAACAUAUUUAUAUCUUAGAACAUACUUGUAGAACAUACUUAAACAAUCUUUCAAACAAAAAU
Messenger RNA from Rhizophagus irregularis DAOM 181602=DAOM 197198, 2882 nucleotides. NCBI's taxonomy places the organism in Eukaryota, Fungi, Glomeromycota, Glomeromycetes, Glomerales, Glomeraceae. The record is from RefSeq and is a predicted model, not a curated record.